CUUUACAGAAUAUGCAUCGCAAUAUAGAAAAACGGGGUGAAGUUACUAAGGAACGAAUUAAAAAUGCUGCUACGAUCGGCCUCUAUAUAUUUGAACAUAACGAACUAUCGAACUCAUGUGAGCUUACAUUGAAAUAUGAUACGGCACAAAAUCAACAUAACGAUUCACCUCGUGUUGCAGCUACUUAUAAUAUAGCGGAAUUGCACGAUCUCUGCGGUCGUGCACUCUUGAUUGGAAAAUCUAGAGCCUCCACUGAUCAAUCAGUUGAUGAUGAUGGUAACGAAGAUAUCGGCGUGCUAAUGAAUCAAUUUGUUGUGCAAGUUGAUUUAGCACAACAAAUUACCACUGUGGCUUCAAGACUGAUUCAAUAUGGUCAUUUUCUUUAUCAAAAGAAGCGCAUGGAAGCUCAUGGAACCUUCGACCUGCAACAAUUGUUGGAUAAAUUAACUGUUGAUAUGGAAAGAUGGGAAACAGUAGUUGAUCAGGCGCAAAACGAACACUACUAUUUAACCUUCUUUUCUGCACGUCAUAUUCUGGCCUUUUAUGAUUAUUUUAGGAAAAUUGAUCAUACGUACGAUGAUGAAAACGAUAAUUUUCAUGCAUCGAAUCGAGAAAUUUGUCAAAAUCUCGUCCGGUUUGUUAAUAAUGAAGCUCAAUUACCUCAAUUACCCAAUUGGACUGGAGAGUGGCCCGUUGUUCAAAGCGAAGCAGAUUUUUUACCGACUCUUCGUAAAAUUGGUGCUGUACUUCAUGAUAUUUUCACUGACAUUCCACGACGUAUUCGACCCAUUCCUGAUUGUGUUGAACCGGUCAUUGCUGAUACGGUUUUUAAAGGAAAAAUAUUCGUCGCAGAUUGUCAUUCUCGUUCUUUAGUUCCAAAUGUUAUUUUAUCACUUUUUAUCAAUCAUCGAUCUUUUCCUGAACCAUGGCAAAUUCUAAUUUGUCGAAGCACGACUACUGCGGAGGAGAUUUCUCUAUUCAUAAAACGUUCGUUUAUUGCCGCAAAAAAAGGUUAUGAAAACUGUUUAUUUUGCAUUGCAAAUGUCGAAUUCUUAGAUUUUGAAUUGCAAUAUAAUCUUGUUAAAACAAUCCGUAUUUUCCAAGAGAAAGAAACAAAUUAUCUUCUAGCCUUGGUCUGUACUCGAGAAAAGGCUAUGAAUCAUCAUAUAUUAGAUCAAUUUGCUGAAAAUAUUUAUCCUACUAAUGGCCUUGACUCUGAGUCUAUGAAAAUUUUAUAUACUGAAAUUUGUGAUAAUGCUAUAUGCGUGACUUCAAAUAUGUCCGGGCAGGGCAAAACAGAAUGGAUUAAAGAAUCCAGUUUUAGACUAGGAAAAGCUCCACGUACUUUAUUAAUCAGUGAUAAUAUUAAUUUUGGGACAUUAGUUAGGCAAUUGGCUAAUUGUAAAUUGAGUACUUUUGAAAGUUUGCACCUUGAUAUUACUCUUGUAACUCAUCCUCAUGAAAUUAAUUUCUUUUUGUUUGAAUUAUUGACACUUGGCGUAGUUUCUAAUGAAUUGGAUAUAGUACAUUUGUCUCAAACUUCAGUAUUUAUUGAAAUCGCAUCAACAAUUGAACAGUAUUUAUUUGACUCACUUUCUUUAACCAAAUACAUCCGCAGACAACACAUUGAAUGGAGUUUGGAAAAUUUUAUAGUAUCUCGUCAUUUGAACAGUCCUAUUCAAAUUGUAUCAUAUUAUAUGGAUGUGCAUUCUCGUGGCGUUCUUGACGACACAAAUAUUCGCUUUAUAGGGAACGAGGCAGUCAAAGAACCGUUACCGGCCGAACGUUGUCGAGAAUUAUUGGAACAUUAUUUUUUCAGUGACCAAUUAGACAAUGUCUUUUCUUACCGAUUCUUGGAAAUUUUUGUUAAUGUAUUAGCAGAUCAAUUGGUUCGGCUAUCCGUUAGUUCCUUUUUUCAAGUUGAACAAUUACGUGUAAUGACUCGAGAAACAAACAUUCGUUCAUCACUUUUUGAAAGAUUGGUUUCUUGUUCUAAGGA
Molecule: messenger RNA, 1999 nt
Organism: Racocetra fulgida
Lineage: Eukaryota; Fungi; Glomeromycota; Glomeromycetes; Diversisporales; Gigasporaceae
Source: the annotation of a GenBank genome assembly